AUAUUCAGUGAGAUGCAGGCGGAGGAGGACAAGGCAAAUGGCGGCAACUACUACCGGACCCUCGUACCCGACUCUCACUUUAUAUGGGCCGGAGCCAGCGGGGCCCAGUUCACCUGGGCGGUAGUCCUGUACCGGAAAGGUUCCGGCCCCCACUCCACUUCCAUGCCAUUCCGGGCUUUCCUUGUCGCUUCCCUAAUCGUCGGCGCCGGCGCCACCGCCGCCUUUGCUGGCAUACGUGCCUCCGGUAUCCACAAGGUGGAGGACCUAAUUCGGUUGGGUGCAAACAUAAGAACUGGCCUCGGUGUGCAACGGAGGGCAAGGGAUGAAUAAAACUGUUAUUUUUUGGUGUAGAAUCUUUAGGAUUCGGAUUCUAUUUUACAAAACCAACUGUUGGGGUGGACUUUCAUCUAGAUUUUGUUUUUGCUUUUGUCACUCGAUUAAUCCCAUCAAACCAUCCAUUAUGACUUCACUGUUUAUAAUCUGCAAUGUCAUGGCAGUCAUGCACAAGGGAACUUCCCAUGG
This is a messenger RNA of Fragaria vesca subsp. vesca, 522 nucleotides long. RefSeq lists its product as uncharacterized. The coding region runs from base 13 to 330 and encodes 105 amino acids. The transcript is spliced from 2 exons. Lineage: Eukaryota; Viridiplantae; Streptophyta; Magnoliopsida; Rosales; Rosaceae. The record is from RefSeq and is a predicted model, not a curated record.